This is a messenger RNA of Spinacia oleracea (spinach), 1800 nucleotides long. RefSeq lists its product as uncharacterized. The transcript is spliced from 16 exons. The record is from RefSeq and is a predicted model, not a curated record. Gene Ontology annotation, molecular function: manganese ion binding; metalloaminopeptidase activity. Lineage: Eukaryota; Viridiplantae; Streptophyta; Magnoliopsida; Caryophyllales; Amaranthaceae. Bases 46 to 1599 code for a protein of 517 amino acids.
UAGAAAGUUUGCAAAACACACUACCCCCCUUAAACCGUCUUGCUAAUGGCGGAAGCUAAAGAGGCCAUUCCAAUGGCGACUGCAGAAGUACCACGCUCCUCUCUCACUCCUCUUGAAGUUCCAAUGCAACUUCACGAAAUCAAUCGCCAAAAGCUCGUCAAAUAUCUUCAACAACACCUCACUGAUUCUGGUCGCCCAAUUCAAGGCAUCGUUCUCCUUCAGGGUGGAGAAGAGAAGAAUCGUUAUUGCACCGAUCAUACCGAACUUUUCCGGCAGGAGAGUUAUUUUGCUUACUUAUUUGGAGUGAGGGAGCCAAGUUUCUAUGGAGCUGUUGAUAUUGCCACAGGGAAAUCUAUCCUGUUUGCUCCACAUCUCCCAGCAGAAUACGCUGUUUGGAUGGGGCAGAUAAAACCACUGUCACAUUAUACGGAAAGGUAUAUGGUUAACAUGGUCUGUUAUGUGGAUGAGAUGGAAGAAGUUUUGCUCAAUCUAUACAAAGGAGAAGAUAAACCUUUGCUGUUUCUAUUGCAUGGGCUUAAUACAGACAGUGGCAAUUUCUCAAAACCAGCAGAAUUUAAGGGUAUUGAGAAUUUCAAAACAGAUUUGAGUACAUUGCAUCCUAUACUGACCGAGUGUCGUGUUAUAAAGUCAAAGUUGGAGCUCGACGUUAUCCAAUAUGCAACUGAUAUAAGCUCAGAGGCUCAUGUUGAGGUAAUGAGAAAUACAAAAGUGGGCAUGAAAGAAUAUCAAUUGGAGAGCAUGUUUCUCCAUCACACCUAUAUGUAUGGUGGAUGUAGGCAUUGCUCAUACACAUGUAUUUGUGCCACAGGUGAUAAUAGUUCUGUUCUCCACUAUGGGCAUGCAGCAGCUCCCAAUGAACGGACUUUUAUGGAUGGAGAUAUGGCAUUGCUGGAUAUGGGAGCUGAAUAUCAUUUUUAUGGUUCUGACAUAACCUGUUCGUUCCCUGUGAAUGGAAAAUUUACUGUUGAUCAGCGUCUUAUAUACAAUGCUGUCCUUGGUGCUCACAAUUCUGUCAUAGCCGCAAUGAAACCUGGAGUAAGUUGGAUAAAUAUGCACAAACUUGCAGAGAAAGUCAUACUCGAGGCUUUAAAGAAAGGGAACAUCAUCACUGGUGAUAUCGAGGAUAUGAUGACUCAAAGGCUGGGAGCUGUUUUUAUGCCUCAUGGUCUUGGCCACUUGCUAGGGAUCGACACCCAUGAUCCAGGAGGCUAUCCCAAGGGACUGGAGCGACCAAAAGAACCUGGGUUAAGUUCUCUACGCACAGCCCGAGAACUGAAGGAGGACAUGGUAAUCACAGUGGAGCCUGGGUGCUACUUCAUCAGUGCGUUACUGAUUCCAGCAAUGGAAAGUUCAGAAACGUCAAAAUUCUUCAAUCCUGAUGCUAUAAGGAGAUUUAUGGUCUUUGGCGGUGUUCGAAUUGAAAGUGAUGUGUAUGUCACAUCAAUUGGCUGCAAGAACAUGACCAAUGUUCCCCGCGAGACAUGGGAGAUUGAAGCUGUUAUGGCAGGGGCGAAAUGGCCGCUAGAGAAAGGUGUUGUUGAUCAUUCAUAUAAUGCAAUUAGAAAUUCUCAUUCAUAGAGAGAAUGCUAAACUUUGCCAACAGAUACAAAGAGAUGCUAAACUGUAAUACUGGUUCAUAAAGAGAUGCUAAACUGUACUGUAAUACUGUUAGUUGUAAUUAGAGCUUCUGUUGCAUAGUACAAUAAGGUCAGUGUCAUUUACACCACUUGACAAUCAAGUUCAAUAAUCUUGCAGAAAGCACAUGGAUAUCGAUUAUCA